AGACUGGAUGCAACAAAGUUCCAGGCUCCAUUUUCUUGCAUCAUGGGCGGUAACACGGAGGUCGAUCCGACUGGUGCACUCGAACAAGCAAAUCUUGGUGAUAUUGCGGCAGAGUCCCUUGUUAGAUGAAACGGUGUGUGCUAACGCUGACUGGUGCCACAGCACUGUGCUUGGCUGCAGAAAACUCUACAAGCUUGGCGAUUGAUACGAGCAAGACAGGGAAACGAUAUAUGUCCUAUAGAAAUGUAAGUAUCUGGUCUGGAUCAUGUGGACUGCGGACCUCUGCGGAAAACCUAUCACAAUCAGAAUUAUCAUCGCACCUGCCCACUCAGGCUAGUGAGCGCUGAACCAAAAUAGUUAUAGCUAGGUACGCUUUGGGUACGCCAACUUGAACUUCUACGCUCGUGAUCAGUCAGUCCUUCACAGUGAACCUGCUACUAGCGCUCAACUCACCAAGUCCAUCUCUCACCACCUUUGCGAGAACAUGAGUGCUGACCCGAACAACAACUCCGCGGCUUCAAAGACCGUCUAUAUCGAACAUGUGACUCAUCCAGAGAGGGACAAUCAUUUUCGCGCUAUAGCAGCUUCUAGUAAACUCCUUAAGGCAAACCAGAAGAAUUUCAGCAUACAAUGUACGCAGUGUCAAACGAGUUUGGAGAAACCUUUGAAAUGCGCCAAGUGCAAGAGCGUCUGGUAUUGCUCAAAAGAGUGUCAAAAGAAAAAUUGGUCCACCCACAAACCGUCAUGUCACGAAGUUGAACGCUCCUCGGGGGCACUCAAAUUCAUACAAAUGUUCAGUGCAAACCCAUUGCUCAUGGGGUACCUCAAAAUCGGUAUCCUCUUUGACUGUGGCCUGCUCGACAAUCCCCGUAUCGGAUUUGACGUGCCAUUCAUGGCACGUGUUGACAUUGCAGUGGAGCCGAGUGAUAUUCUUGACUUCACAAGAUUGUAUCUCAACGACAAAGCUGUUGGGGAGAAGCUUCAAGGGAUGUUGCAAGUCAAUUCUAUCACUCCGUGGCACUCAAGCAUGCAAAGUCCCCUUACGCCGAGGCGGCUACAGAAAUGGCGUGAGGCCCGAGCAAGGUGUAACGAAGAAGGUUGCGCCAAAGAUCCCGUAGGCCUCGUAGAGUUCAUCGGCUGUAGUUGUGCAGAGGACUCGGGGAACUCAGUGACCGCUGAGUUCCACAUCCCCGCUGUUCUUCUUGAUUUUGCAAAGAAACGCGAGCCCUUCACAGGCGUCUCUGCUGUCACGGGCACGCAGUUCAAGAAACCCAUGAGUGCUGUGGCAUGUCUAGAGUUCAUCAACUUGCAUAUUAGGGCGGAUAAGCAGAAUCAAUUGCAUUUGCGCUCUGAGAUGACAGAGCAAGACAAGGAAGCUAUUCGCGCUGCAGGUCGCGAUGAGGAGACACUUCCGGCUCGUAUUCUCAAAGAUAAGAUGCAAAGAGAACACCUCUAUGCUAAUGUCUCGCAAUUGAGACACUAAAUAGUCGCAUCUCUCGGUUCGAAGUCGUAUGUACAAUGCCUCUUGAAUGGGCUGCCAUGUACGAGCGAUAAUCAGUCCACUUGGAUAAUUACUGCUCCUGUAAUACAACAACUGGACGAGAAGUCCUGAGGAUUGAAGAUCCAGCCUG
Messenger RNA from Suillus clintonianus, 1631 nucleotides. RefSeq lists its product as uncharacterized. The transcript is spliced from 6 exons. The record is from RefSeq and is a predicted model, not a curated record. Bases 485 to 1483 code for a protein of 332 amino acids. Lineage: Eukaryota; Fungi; Basidiomycota; Agaricomycetes; Boletales; Suillaceae.